This is a messenger RNA of Hemiscyllium ocellatum (epaulette shark), 2080 nucleotides long. RefSeq lists its product as uncharacterized. Lineage: Eukaryota; Metazoa; Chordata; Chondrichthyes; Orectolobiformes; Hemiscylliidae. The record is from RefSeq and is a predicted model, not a curated record. Bases 147 to 815 code for a protein of 222 amino acids. The transcript is spliced from 2 exons.
GUCACUGCUCCCAGAACCACAGCCGCCGUUUUCUCACUGCAAUAUUUACUUUUCAGCUUCUGGCAACAAAUGGCCACAAACCGAUCAAAGGUGAAAGUGACGGUGAACCAGACAGAGCAGUCAGUGGCUGCAUAAAGCAGGACGGCAUGGAUAUUACACACCGGGACGGAGUACCUCAGGAAAUAAAACUGUUCCUGAUAAACAAUGGGAAUGUGUCUCAGGAUCAGGUCGAGGAUAAUGACCAGGAGAUCCGCCGCUGCCAUGGCUCCCAGGGAGCACGUGUCUAUCUCCGAAGGAAGUUAUUACGGUACCUUGCUGGGACAACUUCGUUGUUCAGUACUUCCCAGGAGCUGAAAAAUGAUGCCAUGUUCUUCGUGACCUGCAACACAUUAUCAACGGAGAUGAGCACCUCGCCAAGACCUUCCCCACACCUCCACUGCUUGCCUUUAAACAACCACCAAACCUCAAACAGAUUAUAUGUUUAUAGCAAGCUGCCCAGCUUUCAGGACAGCGCCAUACAACCCUGUCACGGUAGGCGCUGCAAGACGUGUCAGAAUGUGGACAUGGGUAUUACCAUUACAUGUGAGGACACCUCCCACCAUGUACGUGGCAGGUACUCAUGUGACUCAGCCAACAUUGUCUAUCUUAUACGUUGCAGGCAAGGGCGCCUGGAGGCAUGGUACACUGGGGAAACCGAGCAAAGGCUACAGCAACAGAUGAAUGGGCACCACACAACAAUCAACAGACAGAAGUGUUGCCUCCCAGUUCGGGACACUUCUGCGGUACAGGACAUUCGACCUCGGACCUUCGGCUGAUUAUCCUCCAAGGCACGGUGGGCACAGUGGUUACCACUGCUGCCUCACAGCGCCAGGGACCUGGGUUCAAUUCCCGCCUCAGGCGACUGACUGUGUGGAGUUUGCACAUUCUCUCCGUGUCUGUGUGGGUUUCCUCCGGGUGCUCCGGUUUCCUCCCACAGUCCAAAGAUGUGCGGGUCAGGUGAAUCGGCCAUGCUAAAUUGCCCGUAGUGUUAGGUAAGGGGUAUAUGUAGGGGUAUGGGUGGGUUGCGCUUCGGCGGGUCGGUGUGGACUUGUUGGGCCGAAGGGCCUGUUUCCACACUGUAAGUAACCUAAUCAAAAGGCAGACUUCAGGACAGGCAACAGCGAAAAGUGGCCAAACGGGGGCUGAUAGCUAAGUUUGGUACCCAUAGGGAGGGCCUCAACCGGGCCCUUGGGUUCAUGUCAUACUACAGGCGACCACCAGUGCACUAUAUACACACACAGACACACUUACACACACACACACACACACACACACACACAGUCACUCCUAUAUACACACAUACACACGGACACACAUAUACACAGACAUGCACACAGACACUCGCGCACACCCUUACAGACACACACACUCCCAUACUCACACAUGCAUCCUCUCAGAGACUGAGACCACUCUACACUCAUGCAGGCACAUAUACCCUCUCUCUCACAGACACUCGCAAACCCCCACCCCAGACACAGACACACUACCACACUCACACAUGCACCCCCUCACUGAAUUAAGACACUCUGCAAUCACUACACACACAUGUACACUCUCACUCACACUUACAACCCCCAAGCCAGACAGACAUACACACAGACAGACACAAAGACCCAUAUGCGCACAUACAUUUUGUGGGGUGAAUUUGUACUUGCAGAGUUACAUUGUACUUUACUCAAAAACAGUAAAACUCUGUUAUCUGACUUUUUAGGUUAGAAUCGAUCUAAAAUCAUGGCAUGGACAGAGAACACAGGGCGCUAACACCUUCGACAUAUUGUGUAACUAACCCACUUGUUACAGUUAACCUGAGAAUGCAACUUAAAAUAAAAGGUUUUUUGAUUUACACACGGAAGAAGCUAAACUAUCAUGGUAUUCGAACAGAUGAAAGACUCAACAGACAAUCAAGGUAAUUUUCAAUGUGUAGUUUCAGUUACAUCAUACUGUAAUUUUUUGCUAUAAAUACUGUGCCUUACAAUUUUGUCCCCCACAAUCACCUGAAGAAGGUGCGGUUCUCUGAAAGCUAAUGUGCUUCCAAUUAAAC